AUGGUUAUGAAAUUGAAGCUCAUUCGACAGCAAGAUGAGAAGUUCGAACAUAUUCAACAUGGACAAAAGUUGUCGACAGAGACAACUGAAAAAGCUGAUGACGUUGCACAUGCGCAAAAGAAAACUGAAGAAGUUCAUCAGAAAGUUCAUAUCGUGUGGAAGGUGUUCGUGAGGGGUGAUCCGGUUGGAUCCGUUAGGAUUAGUCCGAUCGUCGAGCCGGCUCAUUUGGGCGCGAGAGAGACGACGAUAUUAGUCGAGAGCGAGCCGUUGACGGAUGCGGUCGCAUCAAUCAUCAUCAAACAAAACGGCAGAAGAUUUAAUGAUUUCUUCCUUACCGAAGUUAAGUCGUCUAUUGAUCUUUUAAAGUAA
Molecule: messenger RNA, 369 nt
Organism: Clunio marinus
Lineage: Eukaryota; Metazoa; Arthropoda; Insecta; Diptera; Chironomidae
Source: the annotation of a GenBank genome assembly